AUGUAUCAUGCCAUUAAAGAAUGGGGUGAAACUCCUUUUGGCUUUAUUGAUGAUGUGACUAUUACCGUUGAAGGUAAAAUUGAAGAAAAUACCAAAAGCUUAAGCAACAUAUUGGAAAAAUGUUGUAAUUGGGCUAAAUCAAGAAUGACCAAAAUUGAUUUGGGUGAUAAAUUGGUUUUUAUUCAUUUUACAAAAAAUGUGAAACCUAAAGAUGAGAAAGUGCAACUUACUUUACCUAAUGGAGAACUUUGUGAACCCCAGAAGGAAGUUAAAUUGCUUGGAAUUACUUUGAACAAUCUGCUUGAUUUUAAAUCUCAUAUUUUGAAUAAAAUUAAUAAAGCAAGAAAAGCUGUUGGUGCUAUUUGGCAUCUUGGUGGCGUGCAAAAAGGUAUGCGAGGGUCUGCAGUCAGAUCACUGUAUAUUGCUUGCGUGAGACCAAUUGUCGAAUAUGGCUUAGAAAUUUGGCAUCAUAAAAUCUUGAAAGGAGAAAUUCACAAGUUGGAAGUGAUGCAGAACAUGGCUUUAAGAAGAAUUGUUGGUGCUUAUCGCACGACUCCUAUUGCGGUACUACAAAAGGAAGCUGGUAUUAUGCCAUAUAGUAUUAGGCUAAAAUUUAUGGUGGCACGAAAAGCUAUUCGUUUACACCUAAAUAUUAGCAAAACUAAUCCUAUUAAUGGUCAUUUGUUAACAUUGAUUGAGAUAUCUCCAAUUGCAAAGCCAACCACGCUUUACUUUUUGGCGAAAGAUGAUGGAGACUACAUGAUUAAGAAGGAUGAAAAAUGA
This is a messenger RNA of Magnusiomyces paraingens, 783 nucleotides long. RefSeq lists its product as uncharacterized. Bases 1 to 783 code for a protein of 260 amino acids. The transcript has a single exon. Lineage: Eukaryota; Fungi; Ascomycota; Dipodascomycetes; Dipodascales; Dipodascaceae. The record is from RefSeq and is a predicted model, not a curated record.